Messenger RNA from Ambispora gerdemannii, 888 nucleotides. The record is from the annotation of a GenBank genome assembly. Lineage: Eukaryota; Fungi; Glomeromycota; Glomeromycetes; Archaeosporales; Ambisporaceae.
AUGGGCAACUCGAAAUCUAAAAUGAGAAAAGAGCGUCGUCUAAGCGACGACGAAGCAAGAACACAAGAAGAAACACAUUCGAAUCAAGAUCUGUAUCUACCACAAAAAAAAAAUGAAGUGGAACGUCUACAAUCCAUGCACUUCUUGUUUAUACAUAUUUUCGAAUGUCGGUUUUUGCCACCAAUCGAGAAUAAAUUAAAAGACGGAGCAUUUGUGCUAGAUAUUGGAUGUGGACCAGGUACAUGGAUACUGGACAUGGCUUCUCAUUAUCCUUGCUCAGAAUUCUAUGGAUUCGAUAUUCAUGUAGUUUUUCCAUCUCAGAUUCGACCACCUAAUACGCAUUUCAAACAAGCCAAUGCUCUCGAUGGGCUAGCAUUUGAUAAUGACUCUUUUGAUUUGGUUCGAAUGAGUUCGAUGUUGAUUUCUUUUGAUGAACAACAAUAUCUUGGAGUACUCCGUGACUCAUUUCGGAUUCUUAAGCCAGGUGGAUACAUUGAACUAAUAGAAUCCGAAAUACCUUUGGUAAAUGAAGGUCCAAUAUUUCAAAAACUUCUGGACUCAUUCGAAAGUCUAUUAUCAAGCAAAGGCAUAGACAUCCGACUGGCACAAAAACUCGAAUCACUAGUAUCCUCAAUCGAUGGCUUUACAAGUAUACAAACCGACCGACGCAUAACAAUGCUAAAUGAACCGGAGGGCGGGAUCUCUGGAAAACUACUCAUGCAAACUAUCGACGAAUUCUUUCAGAGUUCAGUGGCGAGUGGGUUUGCUGCUGGUCUGGGACUCAGCCUUGAAGAGUACAUGAAACAUUGGCAAGUUUGUAAGGAUGAGAUUGUGACUCAUGGGACUGGGUUGGCAUUGAGGAAAGUUUGUGCCCAAAAGAGAUUUUGA